UCUUUGAAAUUUCUGGACAUUAUAAACGCGAACACCAUGCGGACCACUGAUGUGGACACCAUGCGGCCACUUAUUGACGGGACAUGGCGUUAUCUGAAUAAGUUACCGACGUGGAUUUGCGCGCCAUAUGACGAGGACGAGGAGCUAGCAGCGGAGGCAGCGACAGGGACGGGCAGGAGGAGCCGUGCACGCAGCUGGAGCAGGGGCGUUUCGGGGAAGCAGAACAAGAGCAAAUGGCCACGCUUUUGCAGCAACACCAGCAUGCCUUUUAUUGCAGUCUACGGUGACAGCCAGUUGCGUCCUUUGGUGGAGGGCUGUGUAGCACCAAAGGGCAGAUUCCUCUUUGGUUUCAACAGCACACCUGGAGGAACACUGCGGCAUGUUCGACUGGAAAUGCAGGACAACCAUCCACCACGAGAACCAGCCAUGGUUGUGCUCGUUGCUGGAACGAACAAUCUCCACGGUCCAACCACCACGGAGGUAGACAUGGAGGAGUUCGUACACCUGGUUCGCUCAACGAAAGCACAGUUUCCGACAAGCAAGAUUGCAGUGGUUGGUGUUUUGCCACGCCUUGACAGGGACACCUCAGUCUACAACAACCUGUUCAAGGAUGCCUGCGACAGAGAGGAGGUCAGCUUCUUGGAUUACACUGAGAAGUUUCCAACAAGGCAACGUAGGCUGUGGAGCAGGCACGACAGCCUGCAUCUCAGUGAAGAUGCAGGGCUUCCACGGCUCAUGCAGUUAAUGGAGAGAAGCUGUGCCAACCUACUUGGAGAAGGAACUGGGAUGUCAUACGCUACCCCUUCAAGCAGGAAGUCAACAGCUGACAGAUGGAACACACAGCAACCAGGACAGCCUGCAGAACUGACCAGAGCAGAACUGACCAGAGCAGAACUGACCAGAGCUGGACUGACCAGAGCAGAACUGACCAGAGAUGGACAUGCCUAUGUCCCUCAUGCAAGGCAUGCUGGGCUGUAUAAGGCACAACUCUGGACAAAGAAGGGGGGCAGUGCAAAGCCAGCAAGCUGUAGUAGCUGCAUGCAGCACCAGAGGAGACAUAAAGCAAAGAAAAGCAAGCCCAAAAGAAAGUUCUACCAACCAGCAAAGGACCACUUCAGGGAAUGGACAACAGAUGGAGAGAAAGCAGCCACUACAGAAGAACAUAGCACCAACUCAGACGAUACUCCGGGCUCUGCAGAAGGGACUCCAGGCUCUGCAGAAGGGACUCCAGGCUCUGCAGAAGGGACUCCAGGCUCUGCAGAAGGGACUCCAGGCUCUGCAGAAGGGACUCCAGGCUCUGCAGAAGGGACUCCAGGCUCUGCAGAAGGGACUCCAGGCUCCGCAGAAGGGACCCCAGGCUCUGCAGAUGAGACUCCAGGCUCUGCAGAAGGGACUCCAGGCUCUGCAGAAGGGACCCCAGGCUCUGCAGAAGGGACUCCAGGCUCCGCAGAAGGGACCCCAGGCUCUGCAGAUGAAACUCCAGGCUCUGCAGAUGAGACUCCAGGCUCUGCAGAUGAGACUCCAGGCUCUGCAGAAGGGACUCCAGGCUCUGCAGAAGGGACUCCAGACUCUGCAGAAGGGACCCCAGGCUCUGCAGAAGGGACCCCAAGCUCUGCAGAUGAGACUCCAGGCUCUGCAGAAGGGACUCCAGGCUCUGCAGAAGGGACUCCAGGCUCUGCAGAAGGGACUCCAGGCUCUGCAGAAGGGACUCCAGGCUCUGCAGAAGAUGGCUCAGCCGGCAGAAGGAGAGACGUCAGGGUCUUGCAAAGUGCUGACGGCAAUAAGAGCAGCGUGAGUAAAGAAAAUAGCUUGCCCAUUAUGCAAUCAUGCCCUCCAGGCCACAAUCUACAUGGUACGGAUGGGAAAAGUGUCAAGGAAAGUAAUCCAACAUAUUUAUUUCUUAAGAUGAAUAAGCUUUAUUGCAUUCCUUUUGGCCCUAACACAACAUGUUUGCAGCUUUAUCGGGAAGUUGAAAAGCGAGCUGUGGGAAUUUUCUUGGGGAAUCCUGAUAUGAUAAUCAUGUACUGCAGCAAGGUUUUAGAAAGAAAUAGUGUGCACCCAUUGUCAACAUAUGGCAUUGUGCCUGGAUGUACAGUAACUGUUUUUCUUCCGCUCAAAGGUGGUGCAAGAGUACCUCCUCCCCGCUACAUAAACACAAUACGUCAUUCUAUAGACCAUAGUUGUCCAGUAGACAGCUUUUUAGAUCUAACACACUUUGGUAUCUUCAGCAAUAUCAACCUAGACGAAAGCAAACUUUGUCCUUUGAACAAAUUACUUCUAAAAUCUUACCAAGAAAGGCACAGUAGUGAUUGGGUAAAAGCUCAGAAUUCUAGAAAUGAGCCAUGGGACUAUAUUUGUCAGAAUCUUAGACUAUUUUUGCCAAAAGGAACAAGUAGUGCAUAUCUUGGUGACAUUUGGAGUCAUAUUUGUAAAACACCUUAUGAGAGCGAUAUCUUUAAGUGUCGUAUGAGAGUAAAAGUUGAAAAAUGUGAAAGAUGUCUUGCUACAUCGGACUCAGCUCAGGUAAUGGAGCUGACUACAUCAGUUCCACUCUUAUUACUUCAUAGUAAUAUUCGGUCAGGAAGGGAGUCUUUGGAACAUAGGAUUGAGGAUGAGAUUAUUCAUAUGCCCCUUCGUAAACACUGUCCUACAUGCUGUGACUCGACACAUCGGACACUUCACACAUACAGCAUUGUUCAAGAUUCCCAGCACAUGCCAGAGUUCUUGUUAGUGAAUCAUUGUGGUUUUAAAGAUCAAGCAAUCAUGGUCCAAGAAAAGAUAACUCUGCUGGGGACAGAGUACACUUUGGUUGGUGCUGUCAGAUCCACAGGAGGUGUCCAUACACCGGGCCAUUUUGCAGCAAAAGUGAAGUUUGAUGGGAUGUUCUAUGAUUAUAAUGACCUAAAUGAAAGCACAAUUAAAGCUCGAACAUUAUCUGGUCUCCUCACAGGAAGGGAAAGGGAUUCUUUUGUAACAAGACCUGAAGAAGAUAGUAUUAACAUGUAUGCAUUUUUGAAAUCUUCAGAAGUCAAUGGCAGUCACUUUGUAAUGAGAAGAACGCCCAGCAACAGGGACAUGAUCCAAAUUGAUAUUGAUGUGUACCAGCCUGAGGAUACUUGUAAGAUGUAUACUGUGCCUGGGGUUAGUGUUGAAAAGGAAUCCAUGCUUUCAGAGCUAAGACAUGUACUUGAGAAAAACAGUAAUUUCUUGGGUAACCGCUUCACUUUUGCCUACUUGAUGGAAGGGACACUCUUUCCAGUCAUGAAAAGCAUGGAAGACAGCAGAAACAUUGAAUUCAUUAUGAAGCAUGAUAUCUCUGGCUGUAAUAGAUUGCCAUUGCAAUUGACUAAAAGAACAAAUCAAUCACCAUGUGAUGACGAAAAGGAGCACAAGAAAGCGUGUAAGGACAUAGAAGCUCAAAUUAAGAAUUCUAAAAGAACAAAUCAAUCACCAUGUGAUGACAAAAAGGAGCACAAGAAAGCGUGUAAGGACAUAGAAGCUCAAAUUAAGAAUACUGCAACAAAUAUGAAUGUAACAAUAGAAGACGAGUGUAGCGAUGAAUGGAUCGAUAUUGAUAUAGAUGUCUACCGGGACAGUUGUAAGUUGCAUACUUUGUCUGGGGUUAGCGUUAAAAAACAGUCAAUGAUAUCUGAGCUAAGACCAGUAAUUGAGAAAAUGAGUAAUUUUUCGGAAACAAGCUUUAAAUUUGCUAGCAAAAUGUGUGAGGAGCUGUUUCCAAUGACUCCACAUCAAGAAAGCAUAUGUAAACUUCAAGACAUGAUACAGCAUACCGAUAGAUGUGAAGUACCCAUACUGUUGACCAAAACAACAACUGGUUCAGUAUGUCAUGACGAAAAAGAGGGUAGAACAGGGCAUGAUCAAAUAGCUUGGGAGACAAAAACUACCAGUAAAAAAAAUAGCACAACAUUAGACAAAACCGUACCUUUCAAUCUCAGAGAUAGACAAACUCAAAUCAAGGGUAAGUCAAUGAAUAAAGACAUUGUCAUUACUGUAUUAGUUACUGACCUAGAACUAAAAUUUCCAGUCACUGUGCAGGAAGAAAGUACACUUAGGGAUGUAAGGAAGUUGAUAAUGGGUAUUCCUUACACAGGAAAUUUUUGGUCUGAAUAUGAAACCCAAAUACCGUUAGCGCAGGAAUUAAUCAUGCCUGCAUUAAAGAGCUGCUAUGUCUUGAAACAUGACAAUGGGCUAGGUAUAGAAUUCUCAGGAUGUAAAGACAAACAUACAUUUUCUGAAAGGCUCACAAUUCCCAUGUGGUCCCAAGAACUAAUAGAGGCUGAAAGGAACAUACUACUGAAGCGGAAGAUGAAGUUAUGGAAUCAACAAGUUGACAUAGUUACAGGAAGUGGACCAUCUCUUGUGACAGAGAAAUUUGUGGCAACACACCUUGCUGGUGUUGUUCAACUUAGAGUUUCUUUGAUUUUUACUCGUGUAAUAACAGUUGCAGUAAAACUGUUGGAACUUUAUAGAGCUGGUUAUAGGUAUGAACACUGCAAGGUAAAAUCAAAGGACAAAGAGCUGGAAGAAUGUAGAAAACAUUGCCGGUUGGUGGCCGAAGCAACUCGACAGGUUUCUCUGGAUAACAUGAAACUCAACAACAUUAAGAUGGAAGAAAAUGAAGAUGAAAUCAGUAAGAUAGAAGAAAGGGUGACAAGCGCUUUUAAGUACCUUGCAAAAAAGCAACAAGCUGCAAUUGAAAAAAUUGGUCCACACUUAGCAAAUAUCAGAAGAGAAGAACGAACAGAAAGAGAAGAAUUGAAAUCUUUAAAUGAGUACGAGACAGAAAAAAGAAUAUUAGAUGAUAUUGUGAAUAGAGUCCGGGAAAGGUUUCCCACAUGUGAGGAAGAUAGAAAUGUAGCAUUAUUAUCAAUUGGUGGCAGUGAGGAAGAUUUUGAGCAGGUUGUAUGCAGAGAUGAUGACAUGGGCGUGGGCAAUUCUCACAGUGACUCUGAUUCUGAAGCUAGCGCUCAUGAAUCUGACACUGAUGAAGAAUAUGAUGUACAUGCAGAAUUAACAUCGAUUGUCCCAUUCCCUAACAUGGGACGAGGUUGGUACUUCGAUAUAGGCCGUAGUGCAUUGUCCAAUAGAUCCCGAACAAAGCAAAAGCUUGAGACCCAAGUCCAAGAAUAUGAAUUUAAAGACACGGUAACUAACAUGGCAAACCCAGUUGAGGUCAAAGUAAGCAAAAUCGUAUCUGGCUCCCUGGAGGGUAAUGUUAAGGAGCUAGAAGAGAAAUUGACACAACAUUUCACCAAUAGUAAAGCCAGGACAGAAAUAGAAAUCGCAAUAGAAGUAGGCAAAUACCUUCUUAAAGAAUGCCCAUUGUUAAGUUCUGAAAAAUGUAGAGCUAUAUAUGCUAAGAAGGAUAGCCGCAGUGUAGAAGAAGACCAUGUUGACUCAGAGUCACACUCAGACUCAGAGGAUGCAGUGGCUGACAAAAGGAAGAAAAAGACAGCAGAAUUGUAUAAGGCUCUUUCAAAAAGACUUAAUCUUAUGCUAAUAUACUUCAGAGGUAAGGGUUGCUUUGUAGAAAAUGAUAGAUAUGACGUAGAUGAAAUAAUAAGAAUGUGGAACAGUUAUGAACCUGAUGUGAAAAUGACAGUCAAUAAUUUUAUUGCCAACCGACUUAAUGAAACAAUGCCAUCCGCACUAAAGAGCAUGAGCUCGAAACAUGACAGGGACAUUGCAAAGGGUAUGAUGUGUGUUGCUACUAGCAAAAAUUUUGUUGGUAAGAUGUUGUUAGGACUACAGAACACAAAGGGACUUAGAACAGCAGAAGCCAAGUACCACAUGGUAACUAGUGGCUAUAGAGCCUUGGAACAAUCAUGCCUUAGAGUAAGAGAUGACAUGACAAACAUACAGCAAUAUCAACUUUUCCUAAGAGAAAGAGAAAAAAAGAAUGAUGAAAUAUUCAUUAAGACAACAAUUAAAAAAGGGAGAGGGGCGCCCCUGAAGAUAGACUCAUUUCCAGAAUUACCACAAGUAAUAGAGACAUUUUUUGAGCUGUACACUGAAACUGGCACAGGUGGGGGAGGACUUGAAGCACAUCCACGUUUAAGCAACGAAAUUUUAUAUAAGUCACGUGACAGCGCUCUAGAUAUGAUACAAUGCAGAGAAGCACUCCUAUGUUCUCCUAUACGUCCACCAGAUUUUACGAUUUCCCGUUCAAGUUGUUAUAAUUACACUCAAAAUUACAGAGUAAACAGCAGAUCUGCAAAAGACCAUCAUCAUGGUAGAGGGAUAAAUGCCCGUGUUUCUCUCCAUGCACCACCUAGGGUGGGCAUACCACAGUUUGGUUGUUAAUCGUCACUUGGGCUACAGCAAAUUGCCAAUUUUCAAGCUGACUUAGCUGCAGAACACAAAUCAGAUUACAUGCUUGAAUUCCAAAGAUGCAAAAACAAUUGUAGUUGCCGAAAAUUGCU
Molecule: messenger RNA, 6443 nt
Organism: Branchiostoma floridae (Florida lancelet)
Lineage: Eukaryota; Metazoa; Chordata; Leptocardii; Amphioxiformes; Branchiostomatidae
Exons: 5
Coding region: 37-6324 (2095 amino acids)
Source: RefSeq, a predicted model, not a curated record